CUGCCAAAACAGUUUAUCCGACAUUUAACCGAAUUGUGACUCAGAGUGGAGGGCAGCAGCAGCAGUGAGUGAGUGGAGGCUGCUCUGCUCUCUUGGCGAGUGAGCGAACAUACCUCUUUGUCAAUAGCCAUCGCCUGUGAGAUUGGGACUGAACUCUGCUACCCGUCGUAUCACUGCGCUACGAAUCGCCGCCAUGCCAUCCGUUCCAUUCACAGAUUCCCGAUGGACAGUGCUCAACCCGCCUGAGAAGGAUGUCUCCAUCUCUGAAGAUGGAUCGACACUCAAGAUGAUCUCUAAUCACGAGAGCGAUCUAUACCGGACUCCCAAGUGGGAGAAAUACAACGCCAGUGUUUAUGGAUUCAAACACUCGUUGGGGAAGGAGGGGUUGACAGUCAGUGUGGAUGUGGAAUUGGAUCACAGAGAUCAAUAUGACCAGGCCGGGAUUUACUUCCACAUCAGCAAUACACUAUGGUUCAAGUUCGGUCUCGAGUUGAACGGGGAUCUCUUCGCUGGGACUGUAGUCACUCAACCCUACUCUGACUGGUCUUUGGUUCCCGCCAAGAAUCAUGUCCCGAAGACCUUUACGUUCACUCUACACGACAAGAUCCUGAUGAUCUACAAUGACGGUGUUCUCGCCAGAGAAGUGAAUUGCUUCGGCACAGGUGACGAGACCGAGGCCUUUGUGGGGGUCAUGACUUGCUCGCCCAAAGGUGGUGGAAUCACAGCGACGUUCAAGGAUUUCAAGAUUGACGAAGGGGUCAUCCCGCCAAAGUGAUGAGAAGUCGAGGCGAACGGGCGAGCAAUCGUGGCAUCGAGCCAGUCUUCGUUGAGAGAAAGGUCAGUCUCUUCAUCUUGUCAACGUGAAUGCCAUUGCACAGUAGCGUGAUACGGGCAUGCAUCAUAGUACAUAUGGUACAUGGACAAGCAUGCCUCCAACCCUAAUAAUAGGACACUGCAUCCAUCCAUCCAUGAGUCUGCCUCUCGAUGCCACUUUGGAUCGUUCGGGCGAGCUCGGACCGUCGAACACCAAAAUGAGGUCAUUCGCAGGGAGGUUUACUAAUCAGAUCCUAAUACAAUCCUAAUCUCAUUACAAAAUGGUCCAAUGUAUUUCCUAAUCCAAUCCCCA
Molecule: messenger RNA, 1126 nt
Organism: Kockovaella imperatae
Lineage: Eukaryota; Fungi; Basidiomycota; Tremellomycetes; Tremellales; Cuniculitremaceae
Exons: 4
Coding region: 194-775 (193 amino acids)
Source: RefSeq, a predicted model, not a curated record